AUGGCAUUCGUAUGUUAUCCAUCUGCAUUUUCAUCUCAAACUUUUCUAAGGUCUUCUCAGGUUCUGCCAAUGGCUGUUGGUAUCUUUCUUUGCGCCAUGGAUGGGACCAUUGUCGUGUCAUCCGCAGCUGCUAUUGGCAGUGAAUUAAACGAGCUUCAAAAUACUAGUUGGAUAGCUACAGCGUACCUGUUAACGCUGACGAGCUUCCAGCCUCUCUACGGAAAGUUGAGCGAUAUAUUCGGGCGCAAGAGCUGUUUACUGUUUUCUUACUCAAUCUUUUCCAUUGGAUGUUUGUUGUGCGGCCUAUCACGGAACAUGAACGAACUUAUCAUGUGCAGGGCAUUCGCUGGAAUAGGCGGUGGGGGAAUGCAACCAAUCGUUAGUAUAAUCAUGUCCGAUGUCGUCCCCCUUCGCUCUCGCGGGACUUGGCAAGGCGUCUUGAAUAUAGUUUGGACGACUGGAACUAUUGUAGGAGCCUCACUUGGAGGACUUUUUGCCGACACAAUUGGAUGGCGCUGGGCAUUCCUAAUUCAAGUACCCAUUGCUCUGAUUGCAAUUAUCGCUGUGUCUCUCGCUCUCCACCUUCCGAAGGUAGAGUCCGGAGGUUACAAGGCGAAGCUCAAGCGUGUGGACUUUCUCGGAGCCAUCUCCCUAGUCUCCGCGGUUUUCUUCCUUCUGUUCGGGCUAGAUAGAGGAGGUAACGUUUCUUGGAACGAUAAGUUGACCAUAUACUCCCUGUGCGCAUUUUUUGUGGCCUUCGUGACCUUUGCCUUCGUCGAGAUGAAAUGGGCGAGCGAGCCCUUUGCCCCCAAGAGAAUCAUAGUGAACCGAUCCCUAAUCUCUAGUUACUUGGUCAACUUCUUCGGCAUUGCUUCGGGCUUCACCAUGAUCUUCUACAUCGCGCUGUAUUUCCAGGCGGUGCAAGGGAGAAGCGCCUCGGAAGCUGGGAUUUGGUUGCUCUUUAGUGUCGGGGGCAGCCUAACGGGCUCUCUCUGCGGAGGUUUGAUAAUUCAGGCGACGGGAAAAUAUUACCUACUCACGCUGGCGAGUUAUAUCGUCUUCUUCUUGGGGACCACUUCAACCACUCUUUCGUCUGGUGUUAUUGUUACAUCAUCAGUUGGCAUCGCUUCGGGUGACGGUAUUACGACAAGUCUCAUUUCGCUAAUUGCGAAUGCAGGCCAAGCCGACCAGGCCAUUGCUACCGCGGUUUCAUACCUCUUCCGCUCCCUUGGAUCUGUGGUCGGUUUGUCGGUCGGGGCGACACUAGUGCAAGGAACAUUGCGCUCCUCUCUUCAGCACAAACUUUCAGGACAAGACGUUGACGAGAUAAUUCGGCGGGUCCGAGAGUCCCUCAGCUACCUUGACGAGCUCGACCCUGUUACACGAGCAACGGUAACGACUUCUUAUGGCGAAGCCAUACACGUCGCCUUCUGGUUCUCCGCGAUCAUGGCCGCCUGCGCCAUGAUUUCGGCCAUAUUCAUCAAGGAAAAGCCUAUACCCGCGAAGACCACGUGA
Molecule: messenger RNA, 1515 nt
Organism: Laccaria bicolor S238N-H82
Lineage: Eukaryota; Fungi; Basidiomycota; Agaricomycetes; Agaricales; Hydnangiaceae
Gene: msf1
Product: member of the major facilitator superfamily
Exons: 9
Coding region: 1-1515 (504 amino acids)
Biological process (GO): basic amino acid transport; transmembrane transport
Cellular component (GO): fungal-type vacuole membrane
Molecular function (GO): basic amino acid transmembrane transporter activity
Source: RefSeq, a predicted model, not a curated record